AUGAUCCGCCAACUCGUUGAGAAGGAACUUGCAGUUCCGGACCGUUCUAGAAGAAGAUGUUUCAGAAUCCAACACCUUUAUUGCUGCCUGGCUGUCGGUGAAGAUAAUGAUUUCUUUACAGAAUACCUUUACCUAUUGCAACCACCUCUGCCUGAAAGACGUUGCAGUGAUCCCGCAGACGAAAGGAAAUCUCCACGCCAAACUGUCCAGAAGAGACGUAUAACGUAUUUAACUGAAAUUAAACUGAGAAAUGAAAAAAAAACUAGUAGCAGCAGUAGUUGUAGUAGUAAAAGUAGUAUUAUUAGUAGUAGUACCAGUUACAGCAGUAGUAGUGUUUGUAAUAUUAUUAUUAGUUCUAAUAGUAGUAGUAAUACUAGUAGUACUUUUAGUAGUAGUAGCAGUAGUAGUAAUUGUAGCAUUAUUAUUAGUAAUGGUAGUAGCAGUAGUAGUAGUAGUAAUUAUAGUAGCAUUAUUAGUAGUAACAUUAUUAUUAGUGACAAUAGUAGUAGCAGUAGUAGUAGUAGUACAAUUAGUAAUAGUACUAAUUGUAGCGGCAGUAGUAAUUAUAGAAGCAUUAUUAGUAGUAAUAAUAGUGGCAGUAGUAGUAGUACUGGUAGUAGUAGUAGUAGCAGUUGCAGUAGUACUAGUAGUAAUACUAGCCGUAGUAGUGUUAGUAAUAGUAGUAAUAGCAAAAGUAGCAUUAGUAAUAGCAGUAGUAGUAGUAAUAGUAAUAGCAUUAUUAGAAGUAAUAGUAGGAGUAGUAGUAGAAGUUGUAGUAGAUUAGUAGUAGUUGUAGCACUAGUAAUCUUAGUUGUAAUAAUAGUAGUAGUUGUAUAUAGUAGCAGAAACAGUCGUCGUAUUAUUAGUAGUAGUAGUCGCAUUAGCGAUAAAAAUUAA
This is a messenger RNA of Condylostylus longicornis, 897 nucleotides long. RefSeq lists its product as uncharacterized. The record is from RefSeq and is a predicted model, not a curated record. The coding region runs from base 1 to 897 and encodes 298 amino acids. The transcript is spliced from 4 exons. NCBI's taxonomy places the organism in Eukaryota, Metazoa, Arthropoda, Insecta, Diptera, Dolichopodidae.